AUGCAAGAAGACCCAGAGGAAGAAGCAGGAUACUACAUUGCCCCAGCACGCGGCCGACCAAACUCGUACGAAGCCAAGCCAAAGCCCCACUAUAGCGUGACUUAUUCCUUCGUGACAUUGAAUGGACAGCAAGUCACUGCCACCACAACGUACUGCUAUAAUCCAGUGCCCCCGCUUGGUGCUACGGAAACGAUCUUGUACGAUCCCGAUAGUCCUACGGUUGGAGUGACGUCUGAAGAACGUAAAGAUGGCUUAAAGAUCGGUGGUACUUCCAUGAUUGUCCUCGGAAUCAUUUCCACGGGGAUCAUUGGAGUGGGGUUGUUUUUUGUCUCUAGGCAGAUAAAGCGGGAUUCCAACAGUUGA
This is a messenger RNA of Cylindrotheca closterium, 363 nucleotides long. The record is from the annotation of a GenBank genome assembly. NCBI's taxonomy places the organism in Eukaryota, Bacillariophyta, Bacillariophyceae, Bacillariales, Bacillariaceae.